AUGACACGGGCGCAGUUGGUCCACGAGUGGGCCUCAAAAGUCUCGAGCCCUGAGGAGCUCACUCUGUGUAUCCAAAACAUACCAAGGCACUGCACGCGGGCCAUGCUAAUGCUCGGGAUACAGAACGUCGGAUUCGGUAACGAGUACGACUACCUCUACUUGCCAUGCGACUACACUUCAAAAGAAAGCCAUGGGAUCGCAUUCAUCAACAUUGCAUCCAGGGGAGCAGCUCGGAGAUUCGUCGAAUCUUUGGGCGACCUGGACUUGGCGAUCCGCGGCGUGUCAGGCAGCCCCUUAUUGCGAGUAGUAUCUGCAAAGACGCAAGGUUUGGCGAACAACUUGCUGAAGUGGUGCCGCCGGCACUCCACUCGCACCGUGGACCCCGAGAUGCAGCCGUUCGUGCGGGCGUUGAAGGAGAUGGGGUUAGGCCACCCUUCCGACCCACUGCUCCUGCAGAGCCCCCCGAGCGGCGCGGUGCCCCACCCCGAGUUCGGGCCCGGCGGACGGCGGACGGCCCCGAGCCACAUCAGCCGACCGACCGCCGCUCGCGAGGCCACGGCGGAGGCAGCGGCCGCCGCCGCACUGCUGGGCACCACGACGGCCUGCGCGGUGCUCGCUGCCCCCGAGCUCGAGCCCAGCCUCUGGAUGGCGCCCCUGGCCACGGCGCGCGGCGCCAGCCAGGCCGCGGCGGCCACCGCCGGCCGGGCCGCCGGUGCCCUGAGGGCGCUGCCCGGCGUCCGCGCCUCGGGCCCGGCGGCGCCCGCCUCGAUCACGGGGUGCUGCGCGUGGGAGCGCCCGACGCGUGGGGCCCCGGCAGCGGCUCGGUCGGUGCUGGGGCGCUGCUGCGUGUGA
Molecule: messenger RNA, 852 nt
Organism: Prorocentrum cordatum
Lineage: Eukaryota; Dinophyceae; Prorocentrales; Prorocentraceae
Source: the annotation of a GenBank genome assembly